AUAUCGAUAGGUUCCAGUAUUUUAACUGAAUAUAUCGAUUGCCGCGCCGCUGUCACUCUUUGGUUCGCUCAACACCACCUGGUCACACUGUUAAACAUUGUUGCCUUUUUUAUUCUAUUCCCGGAAAUUUUCGCUGUUUUAGCGAUCGCCGCUGAUUUGUUUGGCCGAUUGAGGUCAGAGGCCAAAGGCUACUGCAAUCGACUCGGACUCCAGCCAUUCGACAGCCGCUCUGCAGCAGAGGUCAACCUCUGUUGUUGUUGUUGUUUUCGCCAGCUGCUACAUCCCCCUGCGCGUGUGUGCGUGUAAGACACAAAGAAACGGGCUAAUCCAGCAAAGGAGCGAGAGCAAGCAAGCGCCGCCAGCAGCAACAUGGAUGUGGAGGAGAAUUACGAGAACUCAACAGAAAUGCAGAAUCAAAAUCUGAAUCUAAACCUAAAUCAAAAUCAAAAUUCGAAUUCUAAUACAAAUGCCAAUGCCGACCCACAGCAGCAGCAGCAAAUGCAAUGUGAGCCUCUGUUUGGAUUAACAACCAAUACAACAACAACCACAAACCCCAUGAUGGCCAUCCCGCUGCCAGCGCCGCCCGGCAUGCUGCCCCAUCCGCAUCCGCAACCGAAUUCGAAUCCGAAUCCAAAUCCCACAGCAGCCACAACAGCCGGAUCGGCGCCCGCAGCAUCGAUUAAAGGAUUACCGACAAACGACUUCGAUAUUGACUCCAUAUUGCUGCAACAGUUUAGCUGCAUGGGCACCACGGAUCACGAGGAUCUCAUCAGCCAGUUCCAGAGUCUGAUGAACAAUCAGAUGAAUCGGGAGUCGGCCAGAUUCUACCUUGAGAUGAGCAACUGGAGCCUACAGACCGCAGUGGGUUGCUACCUGGACUUUUGCAGCCUUCAGUCGCUGCCCUCGAUGAAGAUCGUGCAGGGCAAACAUUUGAAUGCCCAGCAGCAGGCCUUCCAGCUGCAGAAUGAUGGCACUGAGCGUUGGCCAAACAACUGCUAUCUGACCUCACCCAUCCAGACGCAGCGCAUCAAUGUGCCCGCCCUACGUCCAGGCGAAACUUGUGAUAUACUGGCCGAUCUGAUGCCAACGCAGCCACCGAUAAUGUGGCGAUUGUGUACACCAAAUGGCUGGUACUUUGGCGAUGCCAUUUGGAUGAUUCCACCAGGAACGCAAGCUAGCCAGGAUGAACUACAACAGCGGAUGGUUCAGUUAAUUACAUCGGAGGCCAAGCCAGAUGUCUAUCCGCAGAUCAACAUCGUGAUAUCGGCCCACACACAAUAAUUACUGCGAGCAGCACAGCCAGUGUCCAGAAUCUGGAAUUUGGAAACUGGAACCAUUAUUAUCCUCCCUCCAUAAAUCUGGCAAAAUUAUUCCGUUUUCCAUACAACAAAAAACAAACAAAUCAUAUUGCGGGGUGUGUGUUCAGUUCCCAAAAAAAAAAAAAAAACAAACUCAUUGAUA
Drosophila serrata is the source of this 1461-nucleotide messenger RNA. RefSeq names its product protein ILRUN. Lineage: Eukaryota; Metazoa; Arthropoda; Insecta; Diptera; Drosophilidae. The record is from RefSeq and is a predicted model, not a curated record. Gene Ontology annotation, molecular function: protein binding.